Molecule: messenger RNA, 5851 nt
Organism: Ceutorhynchus assimilis (cabbage seed weevil)
Lineage: Eukaryota; Metazoa; Arthropoda; Insecta; Coleoptera; Curculionidae
Source: the annotation of a GenBank genome assembly
CCAACAUAUUCUAUACGAUCAGUGUCAUUUAAGCUACUUUCAUGGUUGCACCAACCAUUUUCAGUUACAAUAAUUUCCGGUUGGUUGUAAUGGUCGUGGACCCAUUUUAAUAGGUUUUUAAAUCCCCAAGGAGUUUGUACCAUUUUUGAAUUGCACUUGUUCGCUUUCCAAGAGCUAUCUGUAUAGGAAUUGAAGCCUUGAUCUACUAUGUAGCUGGCGUUACCUGGCAAAUCGUCUUCUUGAUAUUGGAGCUCUACCAUUGCAGUAAUGAAUCGCAGGCAACGUCUCCUGUAUCGUUAUUCGCAAUUUUUUCGGGAUUUUCGUGGAUAAAAUUGUCCCAGACGCUCGGUGUUCUACCGCCUUGGUUCCAGGCUCCUUCGAUUUGAUAGGCCGAAGUGGAAACGCCGAAUUUGAAACUGGGUGGGAAAGGUUUGCUGUUGAGAACAAUACAAAUAAAUGGCAAAACAACUAGGCUCAUGCGCCCUCAAUACUACGCUCAAUGUUUGUAUUGUAACUUUUCCAAUCUUCAAACAAACUAAUUUUUCUCGUAAAAAUGGCUACAGCCGAAGUUCUAGACCUCUCAAAAACGUUUGAAGGCAACGAUUCGCCAAACGAAAUGAUGCCACUAACAAAUAAAACUCUAAAGUUCAAAACCGACUCUAGAUUAUCGACUCCGAAACCAAUAAUGCACAUCGGAGCCUCUACAGAAUUUCAACGACAACCAUCGGCUUUGCCUAAAACCCCAUUUAAACCCAACACAGGCUAUAGCAGAGCUGGUACAGGUUUCAAACCGACAACAAACUUUAAAAAACCAGGAUCUGGCAAACCGUUGACCGGUUUCCGGCCGCAAACCGGUUCCGACACGGUCAACAGGCCCAUGACUGCUGUAAGGGGCGCAGGCUACACUUCUGGAACUAAUAAACCCUUUGAUCCUCUCAACCAGGCAAAUCUACAAACUCCACCGUUGGAAUUGCAAAAGGAUGAUUCGCCCGAAGAAAAGAUGCGGCAACAAGAGAUUAGGAUUAUGCAAUUGGUUGAAGAAGCGUGCGUGGCUCAAAGUGAAGGGGAGCCUAAAAAGGCCUUGACUAAGGCCAAAGAAGCUUCGCACAAAGAGAGGAGCCUUAUUAAGAUGCAAGAGCAAAAUGGACUUGGUAAUCAUCAUAAUAUUGAUCUUACUUUUGCGGUUCUCUUCAAUCUGGCAAAUCAAUAUGCAUCCAAUGAACUUUACACUGAAGCCUUAAACACUUACCAAAUGAUUACAAAAAAUCGCAUGUUCGCCAAUGCUUACCGUUUAAAGGUAAACAUGGGCAAUAUUUUCUUCAAACAAGGCCACUUUCAAACGGCAGUCAAAAUGUAUCGGAUGGCUUUGGAUCAAGUACCUUCUAGCCAGAAAAAUUUACGGAUCAAAAUAAUGCACAACAUUGCUAUGGUGUUUGUUAAAAUGGGCCAAUGGGAAGAAGCCGUUAACAGUUUGGAAUUCAUAAUGAGCGAACAGGCCUGUCAUAGGGCCGGAUUGCAUUUAGUCGUUUGUUGUAGGGCUUUGGAAGACCAAGACAGAAUGAGGACUGCUUUCAUGCUUUUACUUUCCGUUCCUAUGGAUAUCGAAGACGAAGAUAAAUAUAAUUUAGAGCAGGAUAAUCCCGAAGACGCCUUAUUAGCUUUGGCCAUCCAAAACGACGAUUUGCAUAAGUACGAAAUGGCCAAGAAAAAAGAUGCAGAAUAUUGUAUUCUUACCUCUGCCAAAUUGAUAGCUCCAUUUGUCGAAGAAAGUCUUGACAAAGGCUAUGAUUGGUGCGUGUCUUUAAUCAAAAACUCCCAAUACGCUCCUUUGGCUUCAGAUUUGGAAAUAAACAAAGCCGUAAUGUUCUUGAAGCAAAACCAGCUACCCCAAGCUAUCGAAACUCUAAAAGCUUUCGAAAGAGAUUCUGAGAUAGCUUUAAAUGCUGCUACAAAUUUAAGCUUCAUUUAUUAUUUGCAAGGCGAUUAUGAUACAGCCUUACAAUACAGCCAAACGGUGGAAAACUGCAAAACCCCCAACGCAAACGGCUACGUAAACUUUGGAGCUUGCCUGAUGGCCAAAAACCACCUGGACAAAGCCAUCCAAAGCUUCCAAAAAGCCUUGGCCUUAGAUUCAAACCACUUCGAAGCCAUUUUCAAUUUGGGCUUGUGCCUGAAACGGCAAGGUCACUACGUCGAAGCGUUGUCUUGUUUCCAACGCUUCGCUGGGUCUUUGGCGCUGCUUCCAGCUGUAGUUUGCCAAGUGGCCAACUUGCUGGAGCUGAUUGGGGACGUUGAAGCUGCUACCGAUACUUACCAGCAACUUUUAGGGCUGGCACCUACCGACGCGAAGGCUUUACAGAAAUUGGGCGAGUUGUUCGAUCAUGAAGGCGAUAAACAACAGGCUCAUCAUUAUCAUGUCGAUUCAUUCAGAUAUUAUCCAGCAAAUUUGUCAGUGAUUGAAUGGCUAGGCUCCUACUACAUUGAAAUGCAAGUGGUCGAAAAGGCGUUGACUUAUUUCGAAAAAGCUGCCCUCAUGCAACCGGGAGAACCCAAAUGGAACAUGAUGGUGGCAGGAUGUCACAGGCGGAGUGGCAACAUGCACAAGGCUUUGACGCUUUAUCAAGAAAUUCAUCGACAAUUCCCUGAAAACUUGGAAUGUCUCCGAUUCUUGAUAAGACUGUGCGGCGAUUUGGGUAUGCGAGAAGCCCAAGACUAUUUGCAGGAACUGAAAAAAUUGGAAAAGACCAAAGAAGUGAGGGAAAGAGUCAACAGCAGCAGACCGGGUUCAAGGAGAAGCAACAGCGGGCUGAGUUCUAGAGCGGGUUCCGGGUUCAGUCCGGUACCCGAGCACACUUCGAUAAAAAGCCCUUCGUCCUUGUCGGGCUCAACUAACAGGAAUUUGAGAAGUGUUAGAGAGGCGAGGGUGCAAAAUAGUGCUAGUAGCAGUAGCGAUUCAGGAUUGGGACAAAAUAAUAAUGUUGAUGCAACUUAUUCUGAUCCAUUAGGACCCUUACCUCUGAGACCUAGAACAGGAGCUGGUAAGCCAUUGGACUUUGACGAUUUCGGCAAUGAUGAGCUUGGAGAUGAUUUAUUACCAGAAUAGGUGUUAUUUAAUUGUAAUAAUAAACAUUUUUUUUUAUGAAAACCAAUCGGGAUUGACCCCUCGCAACCAAAUCUCAUUGUUAGUCGCCAAAUGAUUUGUAGAUUCAACUUCUUUUUUUAAUAUUUCCAUCAGAUUCUUCUCUAGUACUAAUUUGGAAUUUGUGUGCUCCUCUUUUACGCCGUUGUAGGGCCUGAACGAAUAAUUUCCUAAAGCCAUGUGAAAGAAUUCUUCAGGAGUUACAGUGUUUUUAAAUAAAACAUCCCAUUCUUCAAUGGCUGCUAAACUUAAACGUAACUCAUUCGUUAAACGUAUUGUGACAUUUGCCAAAAUAUUGGGGCCAAGCUUUUUAGAUAUGUUGCCCAAAUUAAUAAAAAAAUCUAAAAAUUUAAAUACAUUUAACUGUAGAGUAUUUUGAUUGGUUUUAAUCAAAUAUCUCCUAGUCAAUCCAACACUUUUUAAUUCGUUAAUGACCCGGAAAACAUAGUCUUGAUCCAGCUUAUUGGUGACUUCUAACAUCAAUGGCAUAAGACCAGCUUUCCAAAACAUCAAAUAAACUCGCUCUAAAGGAAUCGUGUUUUCCAAAUCUUUUUUGGUUUCUUCGUAAACGUGUCCCCUUAAAAUUGGAUCAAUUAAAUGUUUUACUUCAUCGUUGGAUUUCAUUCGUUUAAAUGAUAUUGUUUCGUUUGUGGUGUUUAUGGUUUUCUUGAAAGUUUUCUGGAUAAUUAGGUUGAACGGUUCAAUGAGUGGUGCUAAAUUGGUUGUGGGUUUCAGCAGGGUUAUGUCUAUAAUUUUGAGAGCUUGGAUCCAGGUGGAGAAUCUGCUUACUGGGUCUGGAAAAAAAACUCGGUUUCAGCAAAGAUGUUUUCCAGACACUGGGUGAAUAUUGGUGAAGAAAUGUUUGUAACAAGGAUUUCUUGUCAUUGAUAAAACUUUGAUAGUAUAAACUAGAUGCACGAUGAAAGAAAUAGAAAAAGCUAUGUGGUAAUGAUGAUGAGAUUUCUAAGUACCUGUUAAAGAAGUUAAGAGUAAGUUAAUUUCAAAUCAAGUACUGGUUGUACUAUUAAUUUUUACCUUCGAUAGUCAUCAGUUCCGGAGUGACUCUGAAUUUCCCAAGUAAAAUCUGGCCAAGUCUCACCAGCACAUCUUCCUUACGCAGUUUAUAAUAUCCCCCACAUUGUCCAUUACUCCAAAUUUCUAUAAACUUAAUAAAAUCUUUUGCAAUAUUCGGACGAUUUUCUCCGAAACAAUCGGACAUAAUUUCUUCUAUAACUAUAGGAAAUUCUCGGGCUUUUUUCUGACAACUGUACACGUAAAUUUUGGGCAAGUCGUACUUGCCUUGGGUACAUAUAAAACUAAAAACAGUAUCAUUGUCUUCUGAAGUGUUGAGUAUAACGUUUUGUCUGAUGCUACGAGUUCUGGCUGUUAAAUUAAUUGUUUUACUGGAUUCAUUAUUAGGAAGACACUUGCAAGAAAUCGUAAUCUUGCGACAAAUGUCGCAAAAAUUCACCGGCAUUGAAGCGAUCAAUGUCGGAUCUACAAGAGACGUUGAAAAAGUAAUAAAUCUUGUAUCGUCCACAAUAAUUGAUUUAUUGUUAAUUUUUUCGAUUUGUCUAGCAAUAGCUUCAUAACUUGUAGGACCUUUUUCAAAGGGUUGCAAUAUUUUCAUAUUAUGCGAAGCGAUUUGUUUGAAUUGGAUAGCGCAACGAAUCGUGUGGGCACCUCUGCCAGGAAGAUCUUUGAAUUCGAUGUCUACGACAACGUCGCCGAAGUUUUCCCAUUUUUUGUCUCCUGCGGAUAUUUUGAAAUCUUGGACUGUUGGAUUGAAGCUCAAAUUUAUCGACCAAUAGGCUAUCAGCGAGUUUUUGUAGAGGUUGUAGUGGUCUUCGAAGUUUUUCUCGUCUCUUGGACGAUAAGUCUAAAUUGGAAACAAUAAUUUAUCUAUUGAAUAUAUGUUUUUUAACAAUUAUUUGUAUCCACACCAUACCAUGAUAUCAGCUAAGUGAGAAUUGCAGUACAAAAAAUGGUAUAUAUUUUAUAUAACAGUACCUAUAUAAAGUUUAUAUGGUAUGCAUGUUUUUUACCUCUCUUUUAGUUUUAUAAUCUGAUAAUGCGCUAAAUUCAACAGUUUCUAAUGGAUUUUCGAUUUGUGACAACACAUCAUCUUCUUCAGCUUCCUAUAAUAAUUGGAUUUUUUUUUUCAAGAAUCUUUUCAGUACAAAUACAUCAAACUUACUUCAUCUGUUAUCACUGAUGUUUGUUCGAUUUGGCCUUAAAUAAUACAAAAAUUUAAUUCUGAAGUUAACUAGCAAUAAUGUUUCUCACUUUUUUCAUGAAUUGCCCUACGAGCUACCUUUAAAUUCACCCUAUGCUUUUUCGAUUUCAAGUGAUUUUGAUAAAAGGUUUCAUCUGUUAGAACUAUACCGCAUAAUUUACAUCUAAUUCCAUCUGAAAUAAAUAACUUUCAAAUACUGAAAAUAAUAGUUCAUACAUACAUACCUUGUGAAUUUUCCCUAGAAGUACUAGCAAAGGAACUUGAAACCGAUGUAGUAGUACUCAUGUUUCCAAAAAGUAUUCAAUAAACAAUAAAUUUAAAAAAUUGUGGUAGGUUUAAAAUGCAAUAUAAAGUAUUAAUAGCUAAGAGAAAUUGUGGGUUAUUGUUUCAAUAAUGCAACGCAAAUGAUGUUAUUUUUGGAACCUUGAAGCUUUUAACCUUGGGUUCGUAUUGCAGAAUAUCGCCUUUGGCAAAAU